UCAUCUUCGGUCCUCAUCGAAGCCGUCCUCGCCUUCCGUCGAUCGCGUCACGCGCAUUCCUAUCUUAUCGAGAAGAGAGAGAGAGAGAGAGAGAGAGAGAGUGAGGGAGGAUUUCGGUCUGUGGCUGGCCGACUAUGGGAGAGGAGGAGAGGGAUCCACAGCGGCUGAAGAGGAUCGCGGCGGCGGCGUACGACUACGACAACGAUCCCCGAUGGGCGGAGUACUACUCCAACAUCCUGAUCCCGCCUCACAUGGCCGCCCGAUCCGACGUCGUUGACCACUUCAAGCGCAAGUUCUACCAGCGCUUCAUCGAUCCUGAUCUUGUUGUGGAGACCAUGUCUUCAACUAGUUCUUCUCAGUCAUCAAGAGCAUCAGACAGACCUUCAUCGCAACCAACACAGUCUUCAAGAGCAUCAGAGAGACCAUCACAGUCAACUGCUCGAAAUGUGAGGCCACAGAAUUCAGGGUCUGGUAGUGGUAGUACGGGAACAGCUGCGUCAGUGGGUGGGAAUGCUAAUCCUUUGAGGCUGGAUCAACGAUCUAUACAUUUUGCUGUCAAUGCUUGGGUACUAGUGGUUGCUGUGCUUGGGAUGCUUCCAGUUGCUUCAAGAAAUCUUUCAAACAAGGCAUAUCGUUUGUCCUUGCUGGGUACUGCAUGUUCCUCAGUUUAUUCGGUGUACAGUCUCUAUGGGAAACCAAGGGCAUGGAACCUCCCUGCUAUUCAAACAUGGGUUCAGACAGUGGUUGGAGGGAAGGAUUUUAUCCAUUUGAUAUAUUGUAUCACACUUGUUACACUGCAGCUACGUUUUAAGUUUGCUCUCAUUCCUGUGUUUUGUUGGGCUCUUGACCAUGUGGCCAGAUUCCUAAGGUGUAAUUUUGCACGCUCAUCUUUAUACAGGAAAUACAUGGAGGAACCUUGUUUGUGGGUAGAGGCAAAAGGAACGACAUUGAAUAUUCUCAGUUCGAAUGCCGAGAUUGGAAUGGGCUUUCUUCUAAUCAUAUCUCUAUUCUCGUGGCAGCGCAACAUAAUACAGACAUUCAUAUACUGGCAGUUGCUGAAGGUGAUGUACCAUGUUCCAGUAACUGCUGGUUAUCACCAGAGCGCAUGGGCCAGGAUCGGUCGUACUGUGAAUCCGUAUAUCUACCGCUAUGCUCCUUUCCUAAACAGCCCGAUCUCCGCUGUCCAGAGAUGGUGGUUUAGGUAAGAAGGAAGAGGAACAUGAAAUGGCCAUGAACGGGAAGGAUUUUGUUGUCACUUGUCAGUCAAUCUCAAAAUGUUGCUUUCAGUGGACAAAUAGUAAAAACUUUCAAGAACCCAUUUUGUGAUCUUCUACCAUCUGAUCUCUGUGUUAUAAUCAAUCAACUUUUAUCGAUGUAUGGAUCCUUUCAACUUUCCACUUGAAUUUAUUAUAUAUAAUGCUGUUUGUUUUUUCUUUUC
This is a messenger RNA of Musa acuminata AAA Group (dessert banana), 1438 nucleotides long. RefSeq lists its product as uncharacterized. Lineage: Eukaryota; Viridiplantae; Streptophyta; Magnoliopsida; Zingiberales; Musaceae. Gene Ontology annotation, biological process: endoplasmic reticulum tubular network organization; membrane organization. The transcript has 9 exons. The record is from RefSeq and is a predicted model, not a curated record. The coding region runs from base 135 to 1205 and encodes 356 amino acids. Gene Ontology annotation, cellular component: membrane; endoplasmic reticulum.